This is a messenger RNA of Leishmania major strain Friedlin, 1251 nucleotides long. Its product is annotated as DNAj-like protein. Bases 1 to 1251 code for a protein of 416 amino acids. The transcript has a single exon. Lineage: Eukaryota; Euglenozoa; Kinetoplastea; Trypanosomatida; Trypanosomatidae. The record is from RefSeq and is a predicted model, not a curated record. Gene Ontology annotation, cellular component: chloroplast.
AUGAGAGGUGCACCGACAUAUGCAACCGCUUUGGGCUCUGCGUGCCUUCCGUUCGCUUUGGAUUGCGAUGCGAUACUUCAAGCCAGUCGUCGCUACUCGUCCACCUCGGCGCACGGUGCGCGGUCGUCAGCAGCUGCGAGCACGUCCAAGCUGAAUUACUACCGAAACCUCGGCGUCGACACGGAUGCGACACCGCAGGAGGUGAAGACCGCCUACCGCCAACUGGCGCUGAAGUACCACCCCGAUGUGGUGGAGGAGACACACAGGGCACACGCGGAGAUGCUCUUCCGGCGUGUUUCGGAGGCAUAUGAGGUGCUCUCCGACCCGGUGAGGCGUCGUGCGCACGAUGCGGAACUAGGCAUCCAGACGCGCCGCAAGCAGCAACCGUCUGCCACAGCCCCAGCAGGCGCGCCGUCUGCCGCCAACGCAAAGGCGGGUACAAGGGCCGGCUCUCCUGCCGGCGGCGCGCGGCCGUCCUCAGCAUUUGCGGAAAGGCGGAAGCACACGUCAUCGACGGCCUCGUCAACAUCCUCGACGACCUUUCAGCAGCAGCAGCAGCAGCAGCGACGGCGGUAUCGCAAGCCGUUUGUGCGUGGUGAUGCCAAUCGUGUCUUCUCCGACGCGUUCGACGGGAAGACGUUGGACGAAAUUCUGUUUGACGUGCAGCGUCGUCGCCGUCAGGAAAAGGCUGGAAGGGUGGCAGCGGAGCGACGCCACGAAAAGGGCGGUGGCGCGGGGCAUGCGGCGUCCAAUGGCACCACAAAAUCGUCCUCGUCGCCGCAACCGCUCAUGGGGGAAAGCGGCCCUCUCGACCACGACGCGCGUCUGCGCCAUGUGAUGGAGACGGCUGCCGAGUUGUUUGCGCAGCGAGCGCAGCGUCAGUAUGGCCACGGCGUUCUUCGUCACAUACGUGGCGUCGCCGGCCCGCUGCCCGACGGGCCGGCACCCCCGCCUGAGGUUUACAUGCCGUUUCGUCCCUUCGUCGGCAUGCCGGUCCCUCCAGGCGUGCGGACCCCGCCGGAGCCGACACUGGGAAAGGUGCUGGACUCGCAAGAGGCCACCGUAGACAGCAGCAGCACACCGGCCUCUCGUGAUGCGGCGUGGUACGAGAUUCCGACGCAGUUUCACACGCACACGUACGCAGACGGCACCCCGCAGAGCCGCUCCGCAAGUUUGGCCAAGGCAACCAAGUACAUCCACGGCAUGCCGCACAACAUGGGCCAGCUCUACUCGUAUCACCGCCCGUACUAG